Messenger RNA from Camponotus floridanus (Florida carpenter ant), 1657 nucleotides. RefSeq names its product protein bric-a-brac 2. Gene Ontology annotation, cellular component: nucleus. The coding region runs from base 128 to 1153 and encodes 341 amino acids. NCBI's taxonomy places the organism in Eukaryota, Metazoa, Arthropoda, Insecta, Hymenoptera, Formicidae. The transcript has 4 exons. Gene Ontology annotation, biological process: regulation of transcription by RNA polymerase II. Gene Ontology annotation, molecular function: protein binding. The record is from RefSeq and is a predicted model, not a curated record.
GUAUUCUAUCUACUGUAAUUGUGUGAUUCGUGUCACUCGUGAUUAUGGCGAUCACCAGAUGAAAGAGAGCAGUGUACAGAGGAAUUGCGUUUACAGUGGACGGCGAUUUUAACGAGCAAGAACAGAUAUGGAGAGUCAACAGUUUUGUUUACGAUGGCACAAUUUUCAAAAUACAUUACUGAGCUCUCUUCCAAAAUUGCUCGAUGGUGGUCAUCUAACAGAUGUUACACUGAGCGCUGGUGGUAGACACAUUCAUGCUCACAGAAUCAUACUCUCGGCUUGUAGUUAUUAUUUUAAAGAACUGUUUAAGGACUUAAACUCUUUGCAACAUCCGGUCAUUGUGUUGCCAGGCAUGGAAUAUUCAAACUUAUGUGCUCUAGUCAAAUUUAUGUAUAAUGGCGAAGUGAAUAUUUAUCAAGAACAAUUGCCUGCACUUUUAGCUAUGGCUGAUACAUUACAUAUUUGUGGAUUAGCUGAUAUGGCUGGGAAGAAUUCAAGACAUGAUAAUGGUUUAUAUGCACAGCCCCAGGAAAAACUAUCAAAUGAAGAAAUAAUAACGACAGAAUCAAAAGAUAACACAACGGUUAUUGAAUCAGAAUCGGUAUCUGCAUCUCUACAUGAGGUAAUAGAUAAUUUAGAUGACGAAGAGCCUAGCAACGAUCAAGAAAGCAUACCAUAUUGUGUAAAGACGAAGCCUUAUUAUUCCAUAAACGCAAAAUUAAAUCAAAGGGAGAAAACGUCUGUUCCUAUUAAUGCAUCUGUUAAUAAGUAUCUCGACAAAGGAUAUUCGGAAAAUAUAACGGAUGAGACCGUAUCAAUCACAGAGGAUCAAAUUGCACCACUAGAAGAUGUAAAACCGCCAUCGGCCGCGUGGGACGCAAAUUUCAAGUUACUCGCAGCAUCCGCAUCCGGCAAAACUUCUCAGACCUAUAACAAAUCUAGUGUUACAUGUUUUAUUUGUGGUAAACAGUUGAGCAAUCAGUAUAACCUGCGCGUACAUAUGGAGACACAUAGCAAUAGUUCAUAUAGCUGCACAUCGUGCUCGCACGUAUCACGAUCACGAGAUGCGUUAAGGAAACAUGUGUCAUAUAGACAUCCGGUAGCUUCUUCGCAGAAACGUCCACGAUAUACAUCAAAACCACCAUUACUAUGAUGAUGAAAUCAUUGUUGUUAUUAUGUAUAUAUGUUACAUAUAUAGACAUUUUGACCUUUUGCGCUAGAAUAUCUUUCUAUCAAAAAUUUUUGGUGCAAUUACGAAAGGAGAGAAAGUUUGAAAGAGAUAAAAAUAUUUUAUUAAAUAUAUUAAAAAUACACCCGUUUUGAAAAAUUUGUUCUAGACAUAUUGCACUAGAGAAUAAUUUAGUGAGAGUUUUCAUGGUACCUUACAUUUGUUAAGAACAGCACUGGACUGAUUAAUGAUAAGAAAAGCUAUAACAUCUUAUUUCAUUAAAUGUACAAACAACAAAGUAAAGUGUGAUCAUGUUCCUGAAGACCUUUAGUGUUCGAAUUGUUAUCGCUUUCUUGUUAUUGUUACACUGUUUUAAUAAAGACAAAUUAGAUAAAUUGCGUGACUUUUAGUGCAAAUAUACAAUAUAUCUAGAAAUUGAUAGAUGAAACAUCAGGAGGCUUUAAAUAGUUCUAUGGAAUGUAAAUUACU